Molecule: messenger RNA, 570 nt
Organism: Ostertagia ostertagi
Lineage: Eukaryota; Metazoa; Nematoda; Chromadorea; Rhabditida; Trichostrongylidae
Source: the annotation of a GenBank genome assembly
AUGCCUUUCGUUUCAAGCUCACUUCCUCCUCCAUCCUCUCAACGGCAGUCAUCUCUACCUCCGGUUCCUGAAAUGAACACUCCAAAUGAGAACCCAAUGACACAAGAGUCGACUGUUUCAAGAGUUUGCCAGCAAGCAAAGGACGUCAUUUCAGCGCAUUCAGCAGAGCCAGCUGUACCGCUGAGACAGCGACAGAUGUCUGCGCCGACGUACCCGAUACCGUAUGACCCUAAUGCGGCUGUGUAUGCGAAUGGUCAGAUGCCGGCCGGUCAAUAUAUGCCAUUAAUUUUAUUUGCUACACAGGGAGGUAUGACGCUGAAGCUUGAGCCUAUAAUCGAACAGAACACGGAUUUUUAUCGUUUCGCUCAACAUAUGCCGAUUGCCGCGACGAUUCCCGACAGUGAUUCCGUCCUCUAUGACAGUGGUCAGUUCGGGCUCUCCUCGACCACAUUCCACCGUUGCUGGUCAUACAAUGACGUCUCCUCCUUCAACGCAAGGACAAUCAAGGCCGGUGUCUAUGCCACCGAAUGGAACUUCGGCAACCCCCGGUCCAGUUUGUGCCCGUGUGCA